This is a messenger RNA of Pyrus x bretschneideri (Chinese white pear), 2834 nucleotides long. RefSeq names its product dipeptidyl aminopeptidase 4. NCBI's taxonomy places the organism in Eukaryota, Viridiplantae, Streptophyta, Magnoliopsida, Rosales, Rosaceae. The transcript is spliced from 7 exons. Gene Ontology annotation, biological process: proteolysis. Gene Ontology annotation, molecular function: serine-type peptidase activity; dipeptidyl-peptidase activity. The record is from RefSeq and is a predicted model, not a curated record. The coding region runs from base 386 to 2716 and encodes 776 amino acids.
ACGAUUAAGCAUGAUUAAGCAAAACAAGAUAGAAACGUCACAGCCUUCUUCAACCAUCGUUUCCUGGAAUAUUUUCAACGCACGUACCGCUAACAUCUUCACAUCUCUCUCUCUCUAAAAGACAAAUCGAUUCGGUGAUUCCAAAGAAUCGAACUUUCUCGGAAUUCCAAUACGAUUCUCUCAUUUUUCCCAGGAAUCCAAAAACCCCACAACUUUGUAUUGCUUCGGAGCUCUCAUGGCCGAUCGUUUUCACAGGUGCAGUUUGGUAGUAUUUGAUCGGAUCCAGUGGAUAGUCUCCUGCAGUGCCAACAAGGAGCUUAUUAUUGGGAUUUCUUAGAAGAUUGAUCUCCUGUGAUUGUUCAAUCAAUACCAAUUCAUAUUUGUAAUGCAAUCAGUUGUUGAGGAUCAUAAGAAGAAGAAUUUAAAGCGUUCGAGAUCAUUUACUUUCGACAUGCCUGUGACUGACCUGAAUUUGACACACAGUCUUGAUGACUGUGUUCUUUUCCCACUCGAAGAUAUUGUGCAACACCCAUUGCCGGGAUAUAUUGCUCCGACUUCAAUCAGUUUCAGUCCUGAUGAUACUAUUAUAACUUAUUUGUUCAGUCCCGAUCACACUUUGAAUCGAAAGGUAUUUGCUUUCGAUCUCAAAACUGGCAAGCAAGAGUUGUGUUUCAGUCCUCCUGAUGGAGGACUUGACGAGAGCAAUAUAUCACCAGAAGAAAAGUUGAGGAGAGAGAGGUCGAGGGAGCGUGGGUUGGGAGUGACACGGUAUGAAUGGGUGAAGACAAGCUCUAAAAGGAAUGCAAUCAUGGUGCCAUUGCCAGCUGGGAUUUAUUUCCAGGAUCUUUCUAAUUCACAAGCCGAGCUCAAGCUUCCGUGCACAUCAGGUUCACCAAUUAUUGAUCCCCAUCUAUCUCCAGAUGGUACAAUGCUCAGUUAUGUAAAAGAUUGCGAGUUGCACGUUCUAAAUUUGUUAUACAAUGAAUGUAUUCAGUUAACAUCUGGUGCCAAAGGAGAUGUUUUGACUCAUGGCCUUGCAGAAUAUAUUGCUCAGGAAGAAAUGGAUCGCAAGAAUGGGUACUGGUGGUCUCUAGACAGCAAAUUCAUUGCAUUCACAGAAGUUGAUUCUUCUGAGAUUCCGCUUUUCAGGAUCAUGCAUCAAGGCAAAAGCUCUGUUGGUUCUGAAGCUCAAGAAGAUCAUGCAUAUCCCUUUGCGGGAGCUUCAAAUGUCAAAGUUCGCCUAGGUGUGGUUUCUUCUGCUGGAGGUCCUAUUACUUGGAUGGAUCUUCUGUGUGGGGGAGCAGAUCAACCAGACAGUGAGGACGAAUAUCUGGCAAGAGUAAAUUGGAUGCAUGGAAAUGCUUUAAUAGCUCAGGUUUUGAACAGGUCACACAGCAGACUAAAGAUCCUUAAAUUCGAUAUUAAAACUGGGAAGCAAAAAGUUUUAGUGGUGGAAGAACAGGAAACAUGGGUUAGCUUACAUGACUGCCUCACACCUCUGGACAGAGGAGUAACCAAAUUUUCAGGGGGAUUUAUCUGGGCUAGUGAGAAAACAGGAUUUAAACAUCUUUAUCUGCAUGAUUCCAAUGGAACAUGUUUAGGGCCUAUCACCGAAGGAGACUGGAUGGUUGAGCAGAUUGCUGGUGUAAACGAAGCUGCGGGACUUGUUUAUUUUACUGGAACCUUAGAUGGGCCUUUGGAAUCACACCUUUAUUGUGCUAAGCUUUUCAUGGAUGGAAACCAACCCUUGCAAGCUCCAGUGAGGUUGACUCGUAGCAAGGGGAAACAUGUGGUGGUGCUUGAUCAUCAUAUGAGGAACUUUGUUGAUAUCCAUGACUCCCUUGAUUCUCCCCCUGAAGUUAUACUGUGCUCCUUGCACGAUGGAAGCUUGAUUAUGCCUCUGUAUGAGCCGUCAUUAACGGUUCCAAGAUUCAAAAAGCUUCAACUUGAGCCACCAGAAUUAGUCCAUUUGCGGGCUAAUGAUGGGACAACAUUGUAUGCAGGUCUAUAUAAGCCUGACGAAACAAGAUUUGGACCUCCUCCUUACAAAACCUUGAUCAGUGUGUAUGGUGGACCGAGUGUACAGCUCGUCUCUGAUUCUUGGAUAAAUACAGUUGACAUGAAAGCGCAGUAUCUAAGAAACAAAGGCAUCUUAGUAUGGAAGUUGGAUAAUAGAGGAACUGCUCGACGUGGACUGAAGUUUGAAGGCUCUUUAAAGUACAAUUGCGGUCAGGUUGAUGCCGACGACCAACUGACUGGAGCUGAGUGGCUUAUAGAAAAAGGGUUAGCACGAGCAGGUCACAUUGGAUUGUAUGGUUGGAGCUAUGGUGGAUAUCUUUCAGCUAUGACUCUUGCCAGGUUUCCCGAUGUCUUCCGGUGUGCAGUGUCUGGCGCCCCUGUUACAUCGUGGGACGGGUAUGACACAUUCUAUACCGAGAAAUACAUGGGACUGCCUUCUGAGAACGAAGAAGGAUACGAGUCUAGCUCCGUGAUGCACCAUGUGCACAAGAUGAAAGGAAAGUUGUUGCUCGUCCAUGGCAUGAUCGAUGAAAAUGUGCAUUUCAGGCAUACUGCAAGGCUCGUCAAUGCUCUUGUUGCGGCUGGAAAGACUUACGAGCUAUUAAUUUUUCCAGACGAACGUCACAUGCCACGCCGGCAUAGGGAUCGGAUUUACAUGGAAGAGAGAAUCUGGGAGUUCAUAGAAAAAAGUUUGUGAAAAAUGAACCACCUGUUUAUGUCUUGUGAAAUUUUGUUGUUCGUAUCCUAUAACGUUCUUCCAAUUUGGUUGUUCUGUCCUAAUUCCAUCAGGGAUCAAUAAAUUUCUUUUUCUUCGA